AUGGAGGCCAAACUGCACCAGAUCGUGCUGGAAGAGCAGCAGAAGAUGGUCCAGCUGGGCUUUGUCGAGACGUGCAUUCCCUCAGCGGAGAGUCCUGCGCACUGCAGUAUCUUCAUGAGCGCCAAUUGGCACAUUUGUCGUCGUUUGUUGCUCGUGAUUGUGAGUGGCAACGGCAUUCAGCCGGGCAUCUGGAGCCGCUCGCUCGUGCUGGAGGCCCCGGACGUCCCGAAUCAGUACCGCUCUGGCUCGAUGCUGCCGUAUCUACACACGGCGCUGUCCAAAGGCUAUGGCGUUGUGGUCAUGAACCCAAGCACGAACACAGUGAGUGUCGGGAGUCAGAAGAUCCCGGUUCCACACUCGAGUACACCGGAGCUGCACGUGCGGUAUGUGUGGGAGACGUAUGGCGUUCGGGCCUCGUGUUCGCAAGUGUAUAUUGCUGCGUACGGACGUGGGGGAUCGUUGACCAAGCGCUUGGUGUGCACGCAGCCACUUCUGCGCUUGAAGCUUGCGGCAAUUGCGUUUAUUGAGUCGAGUCACCGUGUUGAAGGGGACGACACGCAGGAAGUGAGAGGGCUUUUGGGCACAAGAGCUAUCAAUUGGCAGCGAUCGAAGCAGAGUCCUGGAACGCAGCUCCAAGAUUGCACACAGCUAGGCUGUUUGAGUCUCUCGGCGGGGGAACCCACUUCCCCCGCUGAGCAAAAGUCGUCUAAUACGGCGUGGACGAUUGCUGCGAGUAUGAACACUGUGUUUGCGUUCUUUGAGAGUGCUCGAGGGUCGAUGCCGGAUGAACCAGCUGAUGACGAACUGAUGGACGAAAUGAGGCGGCUCUCACAGUAUGCGUAUGCUGGUGCAGCCGCUAUCUCAUCUGCGUCACAUCAGCUGGAGCAUUUGGAAGAUGCGGAAUUUCGAGAAGAAGUGGAAGUGUCGAGCUUUGGGAACCACAUGGGUCGUCGCACGAAUAGUGCUCGCAGUUCACGACGCAGUAUGGUCAUCUCCACGUCCAUGAGCGUGAACGACUUUGACUUGCUCUCUGUGGUUGGCAAGGGCGCGUAUGGCAAGGUCUUUUUAGCCAAGAAAAAGCAUGGCAAGAAUGCCGGUCGUGUCUACGCCAUGAAAGUGCUGCGGAAGCAGGACGUGUUUAAGAAAAAGCAGGUCGAGCACACCAAGUCGGAGCAGCGUAUCCUCAAGCACGUGGAGCACCCGUUUGUCGUGCGACUGCGGUAUGCGUUCCAGAACCACCAGAAGCUGUACUUGGUCAUGGAUUAUUACUCUGGCGGCUCGCUCUUCGUGCAUCUGCGCAAGGAAAAGCGCUUUCCCGAACACCGAGCUUGCUUCUACGCAGCGGAGCUCGUGCUGUCGUUGGCCCAUUUGCACAGUAUGCACAUCAUGUAUCGCGACUUGAAGCUGGAAAACAUCCUCAUGGACAGCGAAGGGCAUGUCGCGAUCACCGAUUUUGGGUUGUCCAAGGAAGACGACGAGGGCUCGACGUUUGUAGGAACCCCCGAGUACUUGGCGCCCGAAUUGCUUUGCAGUCAGCGGACCGCUACAUCAUAUGGCAAUACGGUUGACUGGUGGAGUUACGGUGUGCUCGUGUACGAGAUGAUUCAAGGACACACCCCGUUCUGGGACAAAAAUCGUCGCGAGAUGUUUCAGAACAUCUUGAGCAAGGAGCCGCUGUACCCUUCUGCGCAUUUCUCGCCCAUUGCUACGGAUUUUCUGCAGCGCUUACUCGUUAAGAAUCCACAGCAGCGACUGGGCUGCGGUAGUGAUGGUGCACUGGAGAUUAUGGGGCAUGCGUGGUUCAAGGGUGUCGAUUGGGACGCACUCCUGAACCGCCGAGUGGAUCCACCGUUUAAGCCCAUGACGAAAAGUUCACACGGAAGCCGUGCACGAACUAGCAGUGCAGCGCUCAAUGCGAACUUGCAGUAUGUGCCGAAUGUCUUUAAACAGCAAGAAGUCGCAGAUUCGCCCGUGGUGGGUGUACUGGACUCGUCGACCGGAUCGGGCAGCAUGGCGAUGCAUUUCGAUGAUUUCAGCUACAUGGGAAGCGACAUUGUUGGUUCACGGCGCACUUCGAUUUUCCGCGACAGCGACAUCAAGAUGGAACUCGGCGAGUAG
This is a messenger RNA of Peronospora matthiolae, 2118 nucleotides long. The record is from the annotation of a GenBank genome assembly. NCBI's taxonomy places the organism in Eukaryota, Oomycota, Peronosporomycetes, Peronosporales, Peronosporaceae.